UGGAGUAAAGAGCACAGCAAGACGGGGGAAAAAGAAACAGGGUUCAAAUGAAGAAAGAAAAGUUCAGAUAGACAACUAAAGUGGGUCAAGAAAAAAAGAUACAGCUAAAAGAGACUUUGGAAAGCAGGGAAUAAAAGUGUGAAGAAAGUGAGGCUGAGAGACAGGCAGAGAGUGGAGCGUUUGAGUUCUUAAAGAGAAUGGGCUCCCUGGUGAGCGGUGCUUCUGCUCUUCUCUUUACGUUCCUGCUCACUUUGCUCUUUGGACUUUCUUUGGUCUUAUCUCAGGAUUUGAGUGAGAGGGAUGCUUUGUGCAAUGCAGACGGCUGCUUUGUGGUCUACUUCCAACGCAAGACCUUCCUGGACUCAUGGAGGGCCUGCAAGGUGAAAGGUGGCAACCUAGCUACCAUUAAACGCAUGCAGGAUGCCAACGAUAUCGCCACUCUCUUCUCCAGUCUGGAUUUGCGCCACUCCCGCACCAGCGUCCAGGUAUGGAUUGGCCUUCAGCGCCAGCCUCGCCAGUGUUCCCCUACACGCCCACUGCGGGGUUUCUCUUGGACUACCGGUGACCAGGACACGGACUAUACCAACUGGCAGAAAGAGGACUCCCCUAGUAUGUGCUCGGUGCCACGCUGCGUGGUGAUGGGCUACAGCACUCAGGAGCAGAGUGAUAACUUCAAAUGGCUGGAUGGUUCCUGCUCAGUCUCUGUGGAUGGGUAUCUUUGCCAUUAUGGCUACAAAGAAAUGUGCCCUGCCUUGUUGAGUGAAGGAGCAGGCAAUGCCCUCUACACCACACCGUUUAACCUCCUAAGCACACUGCUAACCCAUAUUCCCUUUGGAUCUGUUGCUACCGUGCCCUGCCCUGCUGGCACCAAGGAGGAACAGUCAGUGUUGUGUAGGCUGAAGGAAGAUGGCUCAGUGGGGUGGUCCAGAGAUUCCCCCCUCUGCUCCGAAACAUACAACUGGUGUGACCAGAAUAACGGUGGAUGUGAGCAUUUCUGCAGGCCGGCCGGUGUUCACUUCUUCUGCGAGUGUGCUGAUGGAUAUCAACUGGGGGACGAUGGGCAGAACUGUGAGCCGUCUGAUGUCUGUCAAGGGGCCCCCUGUGAGUUUGAGUGCCUGCCCCUCUCAGAUGGGUACCGUUGUGCCUGCCCUGAAGGGUACAUGCUUGCAGCAGAUGAACGCAGCUGUCUGGAUGUAGACGAGUGCCUCCAGAGUCCUUGCGAGCAGAUUUGCAUGAACGCUCCAGGGACAUUCGAAUGUAGAUGUCGGGAGGGAUACCAUCCUGAUGAAGACGGCGGGUGUGAGGAUAUAGAUGAGUGUAUAAAUGAUCCAUGUGAACAUGCCUGUGAGAACACUCUGGGCUCUCAUAUCUGCCACUGCCAUCUGGGUUAUUCCCUCAUGCCCGAGGACCCAAGCAAAUGCCAAGACACUGAUGAGUGCCAGAUCCCCGGGACCUGCGAGCAGAUGUGUGUGAAUUACGAGGGCGGAUUUGAAUGCUACUGCGAGGAAGGCUACGAACUCAUGUCUAAUCACUUCUCAUGUCGCAAGAUAGGACAAGGAGAUGAGGAACCUGCUGUCACCCCUCCCUUUCCUUGGGUGACCAACCAGCCUGGACCUCUAUGGGACUACAACUGGAACCCACAGCAGGGCCACACUGACUGGCCUCCAGAGGACGAGCAGGCUCUGGACUGGCUGACCGACCCACCCAGAGUAGAGAGUUUGGAUCCUGAUGUCAUAUGGGUCACCAGUGCCCCCCAGGAAGAAAUGCCCAUUGAUUUAGCCCUGGUCACUCCAACAAAGCAGGCUGAGAAAGAGUUUUACGAUGCAGACUGGUUGGAGUGGGGGCAGAGACCUGGGUCUGACCUGGACAUUUUGCCGACCACAAUCUACACAACGCCUCCCCCUCCCACAAAGUCCAUCCCUACCCCAGACUGGUACGACGAGGAUGAGGAGGAGACCACCACGGCUCUCCCCUUCCUUUCCACCUCAACAAUCUCUGAGGGAGCGUGGAAUUGGUGGGCCACUUCCAGCCAGAAACCAGAAAGUACGGAAAAUUCGGUCAUUGACCUCAACAUGCCUCCGGAUUCUGGCUUCCACAAUGCGACAGAAGAAGAAGAGCAGUACCACCAUAAGGUAACCUCCCCAGAGGAGGAGGAGAAGGAAUUAGUGGAGGUCACAACCCAAAAUGUUCCCACACAGCCGACUCCUUCCCAGCCAACCAACCCAAGCGAGACCUUUGACGUCACGGUUUCUGUCCAGGAAGAGCGGGGGCAGAAGGAGAGCAGCACCUGGCUCCUGGUGGGGCUCCUGGUGCCCAUCUGCAUCUUCAUCGUAGUGAUGGUGGCCCUGUGCAUCGUCUACUGCACCCGCUGUGCUGUUCAUUCACGCAGCAAGAACGCCACUGACUGCUACCACUGGAUCUCUGGGGCUCACGAUAAACAAGGAGCUCCUAACCUCUCAGCAGGGGUCAAGACCCAAGUUUAAAGAGAGAACAGAGAAAGUGACAUUUACAUAAACAGACUCUGCUUCAAAGGUAAGCAGGAGUGAAUAAUGGAACUGGGACAAGCUAAAUGUUUUACCCUCUCUGACUGUUGAACUGCCCACUCUUUGAACACAUUUGGAUUUUACUUUUAAAUAUCAACGGAUCAGUUUUUUCUGAGAUGGGAUUGUGGUGUCUUUGAUGUUUUAUACACUGACCACGCAGCACAAGGCCAUUGCUUACUCAUUGCACUAAGACACAUGAUCAUAAAAUAUAAGUGCCUUCAUUAUGUUUGUACAAAAAUAUCUGCUGAUAUCAGAGAAUAAUGUGGGUAGUCAUGUAUUCAUUUUCAAAAUGUCACACUUGAGCCAGAUCCAGAACUGAUGGCAUUCGACCUUAUUGUGAGAGCAAAACUUUACCAUGAGGUUUCUAAUAUGCAAAAUCCUCAGGCUCAGUUUUUACAAUAGCAUAUCACUGUAGAUAACUUGGACUGUCAACUGUGUUAAAGGGAUCAAAAUGCUUUGCUAGCUCACAUAAAAAAUGGGUGAAAUAGACUGUAAGCAAAUAUCCCUUCAAGAGAUAAGACAUUCUGCAGUCACAUUAUAAUGCUGGGAAGCAAUCAUUUGAAAAUCACUGUGUUGAAUGUUUGAUAAGAGACCAAAACCUUAUUUGUAUAUAGUGGUUCUUUUGUAUUUAUGUUUGUUGCAUAUUUGUCACCAGCAUUUUUAUAGAAAAUGUAACAAUUCAAUUCUUCUUUCAUGGAGCCCAUAAACCUAGUGAAAUGUAAAGGAAUGUCUGCACAUGGGAAUAGUUUUCCCCACUCAUGCCCAGUUUAAGAGCACUUCUCCUUUCCUUGACUUUUCUUUUAUUGCGUUUUCUAAGAGGUUAGAGUGCAGAUGUUCACACUGCACAGGGAAUGUUGUAGGGGCUUGUGGUUGACAUUAGCCUUGGCCUUGUUCAUGAUAUGGCCAUCAAUCACUCUUCGUAAAUCUAAUUCAUUAUUACAGCCAUACACGUUUUGUCUUAAACCAGCCCUGAAAUGUUGUACGGCCGUGUUGGAUUACACCCAGCUGUGUGUGCGACACAUCGCUGCUGCAGCUUCAGAUGUUUUCAAACUGAACAAACAUGUUCCAUAAAUCUCAGAUUCCAAAAUGUUCACAUGUGGAUAGAAAGCUACAUUUACUUGUUUGGAGAAGUGCAAAUUGGAUAUUAGGGUGUAUGUCUAACCCUAACAGACCAAAGACAAACAAAUGAAAGAACAAAAGGUACUUACAAGUUAACCAAAACAAAUUCAGGAUGAAAUGGAUUGAUGCCUGGGGAAACAAAGUGCCAAAUCCAAAUGUACACAUGAAAUGUGUCUUUACUUUAAUAAUAGACUGUGAAAUGUAAGAAACAUCAAAUGUCUUUUCUUUGUUACAUUUUAAGAAAUUGUGAAUUAAAAACUAUGACAAGG
Molecule: messenger RNA, 3931 nt
Organism: Trematomus bernacchii (emerald rockcod)
Lineage: Eukaryota; Metazoa; Chordata; Actinopteri; Perciformes; Nototheniidae
Gene: cd248a
Product: CD248 molecule, endosialin a
Exons: 1
Coding region: 198-2483 (761 amino acids)
Biological process (GO): cell migration
Cellular component (GO): extracellular matrix; external side of plasma membrane
Molecular function (GO): extracellular matrix protein binding; extracellular matrix binding; calcium ion binding
Source: RefSeq, a predicted model, not a curated record